GAUGCUGCUUCCUGCUCAGGCCAACCAAGUGCCCCCGGGAUUCCUGCCCCCCCCCCAACAGGAGCAACCCGGCCUUCCACUCGAUGCUACAGUCGCCCAGCAACCACAGCAGGGCUUUAACCAGGUGGUCCCCCAGUAUUACCCUUCCUUUCCAUUUCCUCAACGGCCUGGAGGACAGGGCUUCCCCUACUACUUUCCGUAUGGAUACCCACAGUGGAAUCCUUCAUUGGUCCAGCAACAACCAUCCCAGCCCAACGGCAGGCAGAACCUGGAGCAGACAACUCCAAUACCAAACCUCCUGCAGGGAAAUACUAACAGAAAUUUUGGAACGGGGUCAGAAAUGAGUCCUAGCAGACGUGGAGAUUCUGUAGGCACAGAGGUCCCAAACCCCUCCUUUGUGUUUGAACCAUAGGAUGAAAUAAUGGCAGGAACUCUUGGGAGAAAGAUGUUCCCACCAUAAGCCGACAACCUUGGGCUGUCUUACCCUAAACUUUACAUUGAUCUGAUUUUGUGUUUUUCACUACCGACUGUUUAAAAGGUG
Molecule: messenger RNA, 541 nt
Organism: Brienomyrus brachyistius
Lineage: Eukaryota; Metazoa; Chordata; Actinopteri; Osteoglossiformes; Mormyridae
Product: AT-rich interactive domain-containing protein 1A-like
Exons: 6
Coding region: 2-412 (136 amino acids)
Source: RefSeq, a predicted model, not a curated record